AUGACAAUCACUGCAACUCGUAUGUCUAAUCGUUUGAGAAAACCCACGGCAAAAGCCAUAACUAACAACUUGCAAUUUUUAGUCAAUAAUAGUAACAAACACUCAGAACAACCAGAACAACCUAAAGAAAAAGAAUAUGAGUCAGUGAAGCAAUGUUCUAGCAAGAGACCCAGUGAGGAAACUGAAUCUUUACUGAAGAAGAAGAAGAAGAAACUCUGCAUUGAAGAAGACAAAACUACAUCUACCUCCACAUCAACAUCCACAUCCAAACCCAAUUGUAUAGACGAUCCAGUUGAGAAGUUGCUCUACUUGACAAAUAUAAACAACUUUGAUAUCUUGACCGAUUUGGAAUCUGAAGUCGAAGAGGAGUCUCGCAGAAGAAGUUUCCAAAGCAUUGACCAAUUGCAGGACAGUUGCAAUAGCCUUCCGUCACCAUACUUUUCUCAAGGUAAGAAGAACAAGAGGAGACACAGCAAAAGUUUGAGACAAGCUGCAGAACGUAAUCAGGGAAAUGAAGACGAAGAUGAUGACGAAGACGAAGACGAGGACCAAGAGUCCGAAGAAGAUGAAGAGGAAGAGGAAGAAGAACCUUUAGGUAUUGAGUCUGUGGACUUUACAAAGAUUAUACACGACAAUAUCAGAGAGUACUAUAGACAAAAGGGACAGAAUCAGUACAAGGAUUCAUUUGCAUUGCUCAAUACCAACAAUAGGAUAAAUUAUCAGGAUGGUUUAUCGAGAGUUGGCGCAAACGAAGACGGAGCACGAAAGAAUGCUGCACCUGCUAGUCAAGUGCCAUUUUUCAAAUCCGUCAAUUUCAAUGGAUUGAAGGAGUACUCAAUCGAAGACUUUGUGAAUUACGGUGAAGAUGAGGAGGAGCAAGAGCACGAGCAAGAGCAGGAGCUGGAGAAGAAGGUUGAGAAAGAUGCUGGUUCAACAACGGGUGUUUGUGGAUUUGAAAAGAAGCUGGAGACUAUUUCGCCAUCAUCAUCAACCAGUUCCUUGUCUUCAGUGUUUUCUUGUCCAAAGAACAAGUUGCAAGACUUGGACGACGAAGACCCACACUCAAUUUCACCUAUUGCAUCGCCCGAGACUACAAAACUAGAGACUAAUACCAUCAAUUUUGAUUGCACCAAUACUUGCAACAAAAAUUGCAACUCCGUUAGUGUUGGUACUGCUACUACAGCUACCACCUCGUCUACUACUCCUUCAUCUUCAUCUUCAUCCUCUACGCUUUACAUUCCUAAAAUCAAGCAUACUGCUGCAUUUUCACCAUUCAAUCGUUACCUGCCAUUUAGUUUUAGUUUCCAAGCACGUAAUGGUUUCAAUUCUGGGUGUGGUGGGGCUUCACAACACGACGACUAUAUCUCCAAAGCAUUAAAGAAACACAGUCUUUAUACCGGCAAGGCAAGAGAAAUGGUGUCUACAGGCAAUUUCAUGAUUAACGAUUUCUUCUUGUAA
This is a messenger RNA of Lodderomyces elongisporus, 1458 nucleotides long. RefSeq lists its product as uncharacterized. Lineage: Eukaryota; Fungi; Ascomycota; Pichiomycetes; Serinales; Debaryomycetaceae. The coding region runs from base 1 to 1458 and encodes 485 amino acids. The record is from RefSeq and is a predicted model, not a curated record. The transcript has a single exon.